AUGCGCCGGGUGUACCCAUAUCGGGCUUUAUACAUCAUUUACAAAGUAUUCUACAAUCUCUUCUUGCAUCCAUUGCAGCUAUAUCCCGGCCCACUGCUGGCUCGUUCCACGAAUCUUGUAUAUAACAAGCACAUCGCAGCUGGAGACGUACACAUAUGGAUCAGACAACUCCACGAGAAAUAUGGACCAUUUGUACGCAUUGCGCCAGAUGAAAUCACAUGCGUCGAUGCUCAGGCAUGGAAAGACGUCUACGGAUUUAAAAGAGAAAUGGUCAAAGAGGAAAGAUUUUACGGCAAAGAUACUAUGAACCCAAAUGCACCAGGAAUUGCGUUGCAUCAACAACAACUGAUGAUCAAGACGUACGCAGACAUGCUUUGUAGCAAGCUCAGUGUACUGUCAGCCAAGGGUGAGAAGGUUGACAUGGUCAAAUGGUUGAACUACACGACUUUCAACAUCAUGGCCGACAUGACAUUUGGCGAGUCUAUGGAAUUGCUAGAUGGCUCUCCAAACAGCAACUGGGUCGACAUGCUGUUUGAAUUGCUGCAGUUUGUAGCCUAUAGGCGUGUGAUAGCCCAUUGGCCAAGCCUCGCGGUCAUCGGCCAAGCUCUAGUAGUAAGGCUAAAACAUGCUCACAUGUUAUUUCUGUGUAAAUUAACCGGCUCUAAGCACCAACAAUUCACUAAUGAGCGCAUCUACAAGCGUCUAGCGCGCAAGGCUGAAAAGCCCGAUAUGUGGUCCUUUGUCGAGGACAAGGUUGGCAAAAAGGAAGAUGCUCUUCACAAGAACGAGAUUGCCUCUACCGCUGCAAAUUUCAUGAACCCUGACAAGAAGAAGCGCCUUCAGGAUGAGGUGUGCAACAACUUCUCAUCGACUGAGGAAAUGACCCUGCAGAAACUCGCGCGCUUGCCGUAUCUCAAUGCAUGCAUUGAAGAGGGACUGCGGUAUUAUCCACCAGUCGGCAACGGCCUUCCGAGGCUAGCCGUCGUGGACAGUGUCCAAGUCUCUGGUCGAUAUCUUCCAAAGGGCGCCAUCGUGACUAUACCCCAAUGGGCUGCAUACCGCAACUCGGUCAAUUUUCACCGCGCAGACGAGUUUCUGCCCGAGCGCUGGAUGCCAGAGGGCCAGGCUGAGUUUGGCAGCGACCGCAAGGAUGUGCUUCAGCCCUUUUCAUAUGGACCACGGAAUUGCCUUGGCAAGAACUUUGCUUACCAUGAAAUACGCGUCUUGCUUACUGUGAUGUUGUUUUACUUUGAUUUUGAGCUUUGCUCCGAAUCCAACGGGUGGGUCGAUCAAAAGAUUUUUACUUUGUGGAUUAAGCCUCCGCUAUGGAUGAAGCUAAAAUCCCGUGCAAUAUAA
Bipolaris victoriae FI3 is the source of this 1356-nucleotide messenger RNA. RefSeq lists its product as hypothetical. Lineage: Eukaryota; Fungi; Ascomycota; Dothideomycetes; Pleosporales; Pleosporaceae. Gene Ontology annotation, molecular function: iron ion binding; monooxygenase activity; oxidoreductase activity, acting on paired donors, with incorporation or reduction of molecular oxygen. Bases 1 to 1356 code for a protein of 451 amino acids. The transcript has 7 exons. The record is from RefSeq and is a predicted model, not a curated record.